GAUAACUUGUAUCUCGAUAUGAAUGGGAUCAUCCACAAUUGCAGUCACCCGAACGAGGAAGAUGCGCACUUCCGUAUAACGGAGGAGCAGAUAUUCCUAGCGAUAUUUGGUUACUUAGAGCAUCUGUUUGCUUUGGUCAAGCCGCAAAAACUGUUCUUCAUGGCCGUAGACGGAGUGGCACCACGAGCCAAAAUGAAUCAACAACGUUCCAGGAGGUUUAGAACUGCCAAAGAUCGCAAGGAUAUGAUCGAUAAAGCUGAGCGCAAAGGAGAAACGCUUCCAUCCACGGAAGCCUUUGAUAGUAAUUGUAUUACUCCAGGAACUCCUUUCAUGGCAAGGUUAUCUGAACAGUUGAAGUAUUUCAUAAAUCAAAAGGUUUCGACCGACUCGGCAUGGCAAGGUGUUCAAGUGGUAUUCAGUGGACAUGACGUUCCUGGAGAGGGUGAACACAAAAUUAUGGAAUAUAUCCGGCUAGCCAAAGCCCAACCUGACUAUAACCCGAACGUCCGGCAUUGCCUUUAUGGUCUGGACGCGGACCUGAUCAUGUUGGCAUUGCUAUCUCAUGAUCCGCACUUUUGUUUAUUACGAGAGGAAGUGAAAUUUGGCCCUGCAAGAAAA
Melampsora larici-populina 98AG31 is the source of this 618-nucleotide messenger RNA. RefSeq lists its product as uncharacterized. Gene Ontology annotation, molecular function: 5'-3' RNA exonuclease activity; RNA binding. NCBI's taxonomy places the organism in Eukaryota, Fungi, Basidiomycota, Pucciniomycetes, Pucciniales, Melampsoraceae. The record is from RefSeq and is a predicted model, not a curated record. Gene Ontology annotation, cellular component: nucleus. The annotation marks the transcript as partial. The transcript is spliced from 5 exons. Gene Ontology annotation, biological process: nuclear-transcribed mRNA catabolic process; rRNA catabolic process.